Messenger RNA from Verruconis gallopava, 1245 nucleotides. RefSeq lists its product as uncharacterized. The transcript has a single exon. The record is from RefSeq and is a predicted model, not a curated record. Lineage: Eukaryota; Fungi; Ascomycota; Dothideomycetes; Venturiales; Sympoventuriaceae. Bases 153 to 1103 code for a protein of 316 amino acids.
GUAAUGACGGAGCUCAAAACAUCAUCAGGACUAGGACGACCUUUUGAUGAGAUCGUUCAAGAUUAUAAAAGGCCCAGUCUUGUCGCCAUGGAAGGCAUGCAGAGUUGUUCUCUUUAUUUUGAAGCAAGUCCUCUUAAUCUCGGAAUACAAACAUGUCCCAACUUCUCGUUGUCUUUGGCGCAACUGGCACGCAAGGUGGCUCAGUGGUCGAUCACGUCUUGAACGACCCAGAGCUGUCAGCCAUGUAUAGAAUUCGUGGUAUCACCCGUGACAUCGACUCAGCAAAAGCCAGACAGCUAGUGGAAAAGAGUGUCGAUGUUGUCAAGGCUGACGCGCUUGAUCGUCAGUCCCUAGAGAAAGCCCUCGCAGGCGCGCACACAGUCUUCAUUGUGACGGCACCAGCGCUGAAGCCAAGUGAAGUCAGCGUCGAAUAUAACAUGGCGAAAGCCAUUGCCGACGUUUCGGUUCAGCAGGGCGCUCAGUAUAUCAUCUUCAGCACCCUGACAAACAUCACGGAGAUCUCAGGCGGGAAAUACACCAGGGUUUAUCCGUACGACGCGAAAGCAAGGGCUGAGAAAUACAUCCGCAGCUUGCCGGUCAAAAGUGCCUUCUUCUGUGGAGCGGCAUUCAUGUCUAACUUUCAGGAACAAAAGUUCCUGGGCCCCGAACAAGCUCCUGACGGCACCUGGGUUUUCUCACGUCACAACUCGCCAACGGUGCCCUAUGCACUGAUUGAUGGAGCUGGAGACACUGGCAAGUUCGUUGGUGCUAUCCUCGCCGAGCCCGACAAAUACGAAGGAAAGACCUUCUGUGCUGCACAAGGCUUCUACACCCUUGAAGAGGCAUGCAGACUCAUAUCAAGAUCCUCCGGAAAGACUGUUGUUUACAAACAAGUAAGCCCUGAAGAUUUCUGGAAAGGGUUGGCGGCUAAAGUCGGCGACGAUAUUGCCGAUAUCUUCCUCGACGGCUUUAGUUUCUAUGAAGAAUUCGGAGCUUUCGGUCCUGGAACGGAGGAGAAGGCAAAAUGGGCGAAGGAAAACGCACGAGGAAAGCUCAGGACUUUUGAGGAAUUCCUUGACGCAAACCCUUUUCAGCUAUCUUGAUUGUCUUGCGUGGAAUCACCGACAAAAGUGUCUGGGAAAUUGAACGCUUUCAUCAUUAGUCAUUAUAAACAGUUAUAUAACACUUUCCGAAGAGAUGACAGAUCAUCCAAUCGAAAGCAUAAACCUAGAAGUUCGAGCACGU